GCCAUAUUCGUAGGAUAUUAUCUCUCUGUUGUAUUUAUUUGAACUGGACGACGAGUGCUUGUCUAUUGCCUCUUUCGUAUUUUCUAUUUUUAUUUUACCUCAACAGUAUACAGUAGGCUAUUAUUUAUCCACUAUUCAGCGAAGGAGAGGUUAAAGAAAAAAAGGCCAUGAGAUUAUUUAAUUAGUAGGCCGACUAUUAUAUUGAAAAUACGGUACUUGUGUGUGUUUUAGUAGGCCUACAGAUUCACUCAAAUGUGGAGAAAGAAACUCUAAAAAAUAACUUAUCUGCUGACAGGCAGAUUUAUAAAUUAUUUUCAUCAUGGCUUCAGGAUUUAGUGGUGUUUUACAGUUAACUGAUCUGGACGAUUUCAUCACUCCCUCUCAGGAAUGUAUAAAACCAAUCAAGAUAGACAAGAAGAAAACAGGGACUGGAGCAAAGAUCAAAAUUGAUGAUGAUGGUUCCUACAUGCAGAUCAAAGAGGAUGGUUACGCCCAGCGGCUACAGAGAGUGGAUAUUUUCGCUGACUGACUGUCUGGCCUGCAGUGGCUGUAUUACGUCAGCCGAGAGUGUCCUGGUUACCCAGCAGUCACAAGAUGAAAUGCUGCGAGUUUUCAAUGAGAACAAACGGCUCAAACAGGAAGGGAGUAGUGAGGCGAAACUGAUAGUGGUAUCAGUCUCUAUACAACCUGUACUCUCCCUCGCUGCGUCUUACAACC
Molecule: messenger RNA, 717 nt
Organism: Homalodisca vitripennis (glassy-winged sharpshooter)
Lineage: Eukaryota; Metazoa; Arthropoda; Insecta; Hemiptera; Cicadellidae
Product: cytosolic Fe-S cluster assembly factor narfl-like
Exons: 4
Coding region: 320-529 (69 amino acids)
Source: RefSeq, a predicted model, not a curated record